UCAGUCGUCAGGUGAAGACAUGGAGAUUUCCGAUGAUGAGAUGCCUGGCACACCGAUCGCUAGCGGGGACUGUGCCAAAAACAUUGUGGUCAACUCUGCGAUGUCUCCGAUGCAGACCAUUCCCAUGCCCCCACCAGGGUUCCCCCCACUGCCCCAUCCACAGGCUGGCUUCCCACUGCCGCUGCAUCCUCUUCCAACUGUACCACACCUGGCUGGCCCCCAUCCGAUGCUACACCCAUUGCACCCUUAUCCCCCUGGCAUGAUGCCCAUUAUGCAGAUGGACCUGAUGAGCUCCUUACCACAGUGGGGCAGCGUUCACAUGUCCUUCCAGAUGCAAACUCAGAUGUUAAGUCGCAUGGCGCAGAGCCAGCGGCCGUACCCUUACCCUCACUUCAUCAGCGGGGCUGCUGCAAGUGCCGGUGCUGCUGCCGCCGCAGCCAUGCAGUUUGGCAGCCCGUAUCUGCCUCUUUCCAUGGUUGGUGAACCUGCAGGCACUGUGGGUCACGGGCAACCCUGGCCCCUACCCAACAUGCCCAAGUUCAACCCUGCUGUUCCCCCUCCAGGCUAUGAGCCCCAAAAGGAAGACCCACACAAAGCCACUGUGGAUGGAGUUCUUAUGGUUAUCGUCAAGGAGCUGAAGGCCAUCAUGAAAAGAGAUCUCAACCGAAAGAUGGUGGAGGUGGUGGCUUUCAGGGCAUUUGAUGAGUGGUGGGACAAACAGGAGCGUUCGGCUAAGGCUACGCUUACACCUGUGAAGACAGGUGAGGGCAAAGAUGAGGAAAAAGAACGGGCCAAACCCAAAGAGACUAUAUCCUCUAGCUUACUGGUAAACUGGACCAAGGUGGAGGGUCUGGGCUUCGAGGGAAUGGGACUCAGCAUAGGCCUGCACGGUGCCAUCCGAUUACCAUCCUUCAAGGUUAAGAGGAAACAGCCCCCUGAGCCAACAUCUACCAAUGACAAUAAGAGGGUGCGACCAUCCACACCUGUCGACGAUGAGCUGGAAGAUGAAGAGUCAGAAAGAACAGAUCUUCGCACAGAUGGUUCCAGAACAGAUGGUGGUGGUUCUUCUGCCAAGCGAAGACCAGCCAGACCUCUGGAGCUGGACAGCGAAGGCGAGGAGGAGGAGGAAACCUCUGGCAAAGAGGAGUCAUCGCUUUCAGACCAUGAAGAGGAGCCAGUGGAAGAUGCCUCUGAGAGGUUGUCCUCUGGCAUGGUGAGCACCUAUCCACACGCUGGUAUCCCUCGGACUCCGGGUAGAGAUCUUACUUUCACCCCAGCUUUCCCUGACUCUGCUGCUUUAUCUGCAGGCCUUCCCAUGCACAGGAAGGCCUCGUCUGAGAGCUUGGAGGAGAAGUCUCUCUUUAAAGAGCCUCUACUCAGCGCCUCUCCCCAGGCCAGCCUACAGCCUAACAAUGCAGGUUCUUCCCCAUUCCCUGGUCCUCCCCUUCCUGCUGCUUCACAUCAGGAACCACCUCUGCCUCCCCAAGGCUCCUCUCCCUCUUCUGUUGAGACUUCCUCUCCUGCUGCUCCAAAAGACCUUCCUGUUCCAAUGAUAGAUGUUCCUGUGCCCUUAGAUACUACUCCAAGCAAGAGGAAACCAGGACGCCCCAAGUCUAAAAAG
Messenger RNA from Sinocyclocheilus grahami, 1621 nucleotides. Its product is annotated as histone-lysine N-methyltransferase SETD1B-A-like. The record is from RefSeq and is a predicted model, not a curated record. The transcript is spliced from 5 exons. Gene Ontology annotation, molecular function: histone H3K4 methyltransferase activity. Lineage: Eukaryota; Metazoa; Chordata; Actinopteri; Cypriniformes; Cyprinidae. Gene Ontology annotation, cellular component: Set1C/COMPASS complex. The annotation marks the transcript as partial.